Messenger RNA from Pleurotus ostreatus (oyster mushroom), 1113 nucleotides. RefSeq lists its product as uncharacterized. NCBI's taxonomy places the organism in Eukaryota, Fungi, Basidiomycota, Agaricomycetes, Agaricales, Pleurotaceae. The record is from RefSeq and is a predicted model, not a curated record. Bases 1 to 1113 code for a protein of 370 amino acids. The transcript has 5 exons.
AUGGCAGCAAUAUACGCUGUGUACACUUCGCCCAAUCAUCCAACCCUCCCAAAUCACCUCCCAACUCUUGUAGUCACUCCUCAUGGUCAACCCACCAAUAUCCUCUAUUCUUAUCUCCAUACAAACUUCAACUCAGAGAACUAUCUUCUGACACCAUCGCCUCAAGGUGAUCUCUGUGUCGCCAAAUUAUUCCCGCCUCGCCCUAAAGAACCCGGAAAGGGGUCUGCUUCUGACCCAGGACAUGGUUCGUCGGCCAGUUCCCGAGUAGUGCGUUGCGAAGCAUCUCGUAACUUGAAAUGGUCUAUCGCCAACACCGGUGUCAUAUCGCCUAUAUACAAACUUUCCCUACCGUCGCCCGACUCGCCGGAUCUCCCACUCUUCCAGAUAUCCAAACCGAACCCUAACGCCGCUUUCUGGAGUAUGUUCUAUUUUGCCUACGCCGGGCAUAACAUCCCACCAAAGCGUAUCGAGUUCGGGAAGAUCCAGAAGAAUCCUCCUGGCCCGAAUGGAGGUGGAACCAGGAUUAGCAUCACAGGCAAGACGCCCGAAGAGAAGGCCGUGUGGCAAACUCUAGGUGAAGGGAAUGAAGAUUGUGUCGAAUGGGUCGUCCUUUGCGCAGCCUUGAAUUUGCUAGAUGACGAGAUAAUGAAGGCUGUGGAGAAGAACCCCCCUCCCGGUGGAGGCAAUCGCCCUCCGCCCGUUCAACUUCGUGAUUCAGGACCAACCCCCGGUCCUGGUCCUGGUCCUGGCCCCGCUCUUCGUGGUCCACCGCCACCUCAACAGCAGCAAGUUCCUCCGCUUCAAGGUCGUCCGCCUCCACCUCCGCACACUCAGUCGGCUCCCGUCAAUAUCCAAGGAGGGCGUCCACCCCCAGGAUAUCCACCCCCGGGCGCUGGUCGGGGUUUCCCUGGCCCAGGACCUCAACCUGGUGGAUACCCGCCACCACAACAGGGCUUCGGUCCCGGUCCAGGUCGCGGCGGUCCUCCCCCUCCACGCGGCGGUAUGCCUCCUCCUGGUCCCGGUCAUAUGCCAGGCGGAGGUUAUCCCAUGCGCGGCGGCGCACCCCCUCCAAUGCAGCAUGCUGCCUCGCAAGGCCAGCCCCGUCGAUUCUGA